Molecule: messenger RNA, 1101 nt
Organism: Aspergillus calidoustus
Lineage: Eukaryota; Fungi; Ascomycota; Eurotiomycetes; Eurotiales; Aspergillaceae
Source: the annotation of a GenBank genome assembly
AUGGCGGAGGCUCUGAGAGCAGAUGGUCCAGGGUCUGCGGUGUCGGGGGCUUCCACGAUCCCCGUCCCCGCGAUCGUCACGAGCGACCCCUCGGGUUCAACCACCAACGACGCGCAUAACAGCUUUGCGGACGAGUCCAGUCCCAUCACGCCGGUGCGGUCUGGAUUGCUCCGAUCCUCUCAGUCGUUCCCAAUUGGUUCUGCGGCCUCCGAUGUUGCCUCUGGUUCGAGUGGAAACCUACAGGAUGCGAAGAAGCCUGUGCGACCAGGGCCUGUAUAUGGCUCGAGCUCUGGGCUCGUUGGCAGGAAUUCCACUUCCUCGCCGACCGUCCUGGAGAGCGCCGACUCGAGCGCGAUUGAUCCAUUGUCACAACAUAUAAUCAAGCGCACCAACACCCAGAAAUCGAUUCCGCUCAGGCUAUUGGGGAGAGCAUCUUAUGAGGCUGAGGCUGGCGGGUCAGACAAGUACAGCCCGAUCGAGCAGGGUCCGAGCCGCGACCUUUCGCUGCAGAAACCUCCCAAAGAGAAGAAAAAAGGAGUCUCUUUCCUGAGCCGGAUAAUCCCGGGGAAGAAGAAGGACAUAUUCUCCGAUGAAGAGGACAAUGUAUCAGAAAUGGGUAAUGGCCGGAACGAUGCCCAAGUCGUUGCGCAGCCGAUAGGGUUUUUCCCGAAAUUUCCGCCACCUCCAAAGUACAUUCGAGUCAAAGCUCACUAUAAGAAAGAGAAGACCUUCAAUCGGCUUUUUCAAGCCCAAGAACUGGAAGGCGCCGAUGGCGCGACAUUGCCGGAUGACGAUGAACGCCCCGGAACGGACACCUCUCAUGGCAGUAAAUCUGCGGGCAAGGCAGUAUGGGCAUUGGUAUUCUCCAAGGACGGCAAGUACCUCGCGGCCGCCGGUCAAGAUCGAAAGGUUCGAGUUUGGUCAGUAUUGGGUUCGCCGGAAGAACGAGACUCGAGUGAAUCUGAAGGGGAAGAGGAUGAUGUCUCGCGAUUGAAGGCGCCUGUAUUCAAACAGAAACCGAUCCAGGUGUACGAUAGCCAUACCGGAAGCAUCCUUGAUUUGAGCUGGAGCAAGGUAAGUCGCUCUCUUUCCAAGGUUUGA